AUGGCCCCCAUACCAGUCCAUUCUGCCUCGCCCAUAAACACCAACCUCCCAUCGCAUCCUCUCGGUGUACUGACGCCCAGCACUGCCGCCGCUCGGUAUACGCCUUUAGACGAUGAUUGCCAGCCAACAUCCACAAGCCGUUCCAGCGGUCCCUUAUUCUCACAGCAGCCUGCGCAACCUGGAGCGCCGGCAGUCCCGCAACCAACCAACACGUUAGCCAGCGGUUACAACAAUAGAUAUGAAGCGACGCCCACUUCAACCAACACGACAACCACAUCCGAAGUCAGCCCUCCACCACCACAGCCAGGUGCAGUGCCCUCACCUUUUACCAGUCGUUCACCACACUCCACCGUACCCCUUCCUCCACAGCCCCUCGAAAUCCCACGGUACCAACCAGGGUUGUCGCCACACGCAUCCCCACAGCGUCAGAUGGUUGUCCCGGUACAAGCACAAACUCCCACACACUCCCGCCCACUGCCCAUUCAAUCCACGUCGUCCACCGCCUACAUGCCAUACACGGCGACCCGUUCCAUCCCACCUGCAGGCGUAACUUCCACCACCACAAGUCCCAGCUACAACUCCUCGCAGCCUCAGGACCUCUCCCACCCGCCAGGGUAUCAACAAGACCAUCAUAGCUCCUUUGACGACAAACCCGUCGAAUCGUGCCAAGAGAACGACUACCGCGCCACCCUUUCCCCACUAUCAUACUCGAAAAGAGGUGGCAUAUUGGACGGAGAAUGGGGCGGUUAUGGCUCGGAAGACAGCGACUCGAACGGGACGGUCGUGAAGACGGCCAUGUUGUGGGCGAGGGCCGCGGGCAAAAGACUGAGUGCGACGGAAAGGCAGAUAUGGAAGCAUAUCAAUGGCGAAGAUGAUAUUUGA
Molecule: messenger RNA, 882 nt
Organism: Fonsecaea nubica
Lineage: Eukaryota; Fungi; Ascomycota; Eurotiomycetes; Chaetothyriales; Herpotrichiellaceae
Exons: 1
Coding region: 1-882 (293 amino acids)
Source: RefSeq, a predicted model, not a curated record